Molecule: messenger RNA, 1290 nt
Organism: Effrenium voratum
Lineage: Eukaryota; Dinophyceae; Suessiales; Symbiodiniaceae
Source: the annotation of a GenBank genome assembly
AAGUGUUUGCCUUUGUUUGUGGGUCCUUUGGGCAAGUGAGAACUGUAGCUAAUGGUCAGCUGACCCCCAAGCCAUGUCAGUGCUCCGCAGCAAAGCUGACCCCACAUACCUUCUGGCAGUGCGCGGCGACAGUUUGGCAGAUGGCGGCUGGGUAGGCCUGGUGCAGCAGGGCGAUUGCCCUCAGCUCUUUGUGAGUUGGGAGGUCUCUGAGGGCACCUUGCGGCCCAAGGCCAACCCUAGAUUCGCUCUGAGCCUGGCGGCGGCGAGCUGCCAGGACGGGGGCUGGGUGCAGCUGGCGGAGCACAAGCCAAGCGACGUGCUCCAGCAGUGGAUGGUGGGCGGUGGAGGUUCGCAAACUCUGCGGGCCCGGCAAAACCCGGGCUUCGUGCUCUGCGUGCGCCGGGACUUUCAGGGGCUCCACAUUUGGUCCUUCGAUGGGCUGCCUGACCAGUAUGGUCAGUGGGAGAUCGUGGCUUCCUCGGCUCGGGACCCUCGGCCCCCCCUUGCCGGCGGCACUGCGGAACGUGAGUCCGCGGGAGUUCUGCGACCGGUCCUCUUAGAGCUGCGUUCGGCUGCUUGCCGCGAGGGCGAGGCCUUGGUGGAUUUGCACAGCGAGCGCUUCGUGCGCGCCAUGCAAAGCCUCGUGCUGGUGCUGCAGCUUCUGGGGUGGCGCGUCAGCGAUUUGCUGGACACGGAUACCGAGAAGCUGGUCCGAUUCUGGGCCAAGGCUGGAAAGCCUUCUUACCGGGACUGGCUGCUGUCGGAAACUGACCUGCAUGCCGAGACCGGAUAUCAGGAGUAUGUCGAUGAUUCCCUGGCUAUGGCGAAUCUGUGGCUCGCUCGAAACCUGAGCUUCUUCGUAGAACUGUUUGAUCUCUUGGCCGAUGGCUUCCAGACGCCAGAUGCGGUGAAUGUGGCCUACUCGCGGACGCUUCAGGAGCAUCAUUCCUUCCUCCAACGGCAGGCCUUCUUCCUGGUCUUUGGGCAGCUCAAAGCCCGCGAGAGUCUGCUUCAAGUCUUGGAAGGCGAGGUGGCAGUUGGCCCCAUCGCCGUCGAGCAGGAGAUGCUGGAGAUGGCAGACUUAGGCCGCAGGAUCACUGACUUGUGCUUCAAGCUCGAUCGAGAGAUGAGUCGCAAGAUCCAGGCAGAGCAAUCCCGGUUCGAGGUGGAUGAGGCCUAUGGCAAGCGUCGGACCUCGUCCUUGGGAUAAGCCCCACCCCGCCCCCCCUCCCCCCACAUUUCUGAAAGGGCUGGCGCUGUGUACUUCCAAUGAGGACCCUUACCCUUGCA